Molecule: messenger RNA, 3930 nt
Organism: Closterium sp. NIES-67
Lineage: Eukaryota; Viridiplantae; Streptophyta; Zygnematophyceae; Desmidiales; Closteriaceae
Source: the annotation of a GenBank genome assembly
GUUGUCUUGCUGCUGCUGCUGUGGCUCCCUUCUUGCCACCACAACAACGAGAGUUUCGCGUUCCGCAAUUUACGGCAUUGCAACCUCAGCCUUAUUCUUGCACACGGUCCUUUUAUAUCUCGCUUCUUGCUGCAGCCUUCGUGCGAGUCCCCGCGAAGCUCUUUCGCGAAAAUGCCGCCGCCAGUCGUACCAGCCGUGCCGGCCGCGGGUCACUCCCUGCACGACAUCGAGGGAGUUUGUGACUAUUGCGGGGAGCCGUGUGAUAGUACGCAGGACGAGCUAAACGCGCUCGCUUGCACGUUUGAAGGAUGUGCGAGCUCCGGCGUGUACCAUCAACACUGCAUCGAGGCGUUUCUUAAGAGCAUCCGCCUGGACAAGCAACGAAAGACGGGUUUUCAAUGCCCACGUGGCAAUGGCAAAGCGACGAAGUUUGACAAGCCGUGUCCUGGACGAAUCACCAAGUCGCAUCCAAUUCAUGCACGGAACGAGAACAGCAAGAAGCGGCGCAAGGCCAAGAUGCCGGAGCCCCCUCCAGCCCCUGUGGGAGCGGCGGGGAAGAAGGGCGGCAAAGGCAAGGACGACAAAAAGGCCGACAGUAAAGCCGUCGACGGGAAAAAGGAAGGGAAGGCAGCGGAUAGCAAAAAGGAGGGCAAGUCGAAAUCGUCAUUCUUGGUGCCCUCCUCUUCCUCCAAGUCCUCUGCUUCUGCACCGGCUGCACCCGCCGCCCCCGCGCCAAAGCCCACCGUUGCUCUGCUCGUCCGCUCCUCGCUACCACCAGCUGCCAAGGCUGCCGCUAAGUCCUCGUCUGCUGGGACCGACCCUCUUUCCCCGUCGUCUAAGAGCGGGGGUAUAGGCUCGUCCGGUGCUGGUGCUAGUGGUGGCGGGAGUGGGGGAGUGGCUGUGAAGGUUUUGUCAAAGUCCUGGAGUGCUGCUGCUGCGGGGCUGAAGGAUGCUGCGGCGGCUGCUGUGGGUAGUGUGAGCGGUAGCAGCGGCAGUGGCGGUGGCGGUGUGCCUGUGAAUGCGUGGUCGUCGUCGCCUGGCAUUGUGUCCGCACCAUCCAAAGGGAAAUCCUCGGAGAGCAAGGCGGACAAAGUUUCGUCCCCUAAGGACCCCUCCUCGCAACAAGACGCCAGCACCGGGGGCAAGGCCUCUGACAAGCCUGCAGCAGGGGGAGGAGGCGAGGAGAAGAGCAAGAAAGACAAGGCUGGGGGCAAGGGGUCCAGCCAAGAUGGGGAAGGGAAGACGGAGAAUGGUGGUGGUAGUGGUAAGGGCGAAGGGAAGGGGAGACAGAAGAAGAAAGGGAAGGAGCAAGUGGUUCCCGCACCUGCAGUUCCUGCUCCGGUGACCGCCGCCGUGCCUGCGAACUCGGUUUGGAAAGCCAAGCCUGCCGCGCUUCUGCUUCGGCCAGAGGCUGGGAAGGCGCAGGGACAGAAUCAGCAACAGGCGCAGAGCCAGCAGCAGCCUCACCAGCAGAAACAGCCACCACAGCAGCAGCAGCAGCAGCAGCAGGGGAAGCAGGAAGGAAAGGCGACAAGAGAAUCGCAAGUGAAAUCAGAUACUACCGUCGCCCCUUCUUCUUUGCCUCCUCCGUCGGUACCCCCUCCCAUCAAAACCACAACCACCGUGUCCCCAGACCCUCCCGCUUCUUCCGCCCACCUCCCACCCUCCACUUCCCUUUCCGUCUGGACGAAAGACUCCUCUCUCCACUCCUCCACCCUCCACACCUCCUCUCUCCAUUCCGCUCCCCCUUCCUCAUCCUCCUCCUCCUCCUCCUCCUCCACCACCCCCACUGAGUGCGAGUUUUCGACCACCUCGGGUCUCUCCUCCCCGCCCUCCUCCUUCCCCUCCACCCCGCGCGCCAUGACCAGCCUUUCCCCUUCCGCCAGCAUGAGCAGUUGCGCCGACCAUCUCGCGCCCGAGCCUGUCACCGAACCUGCUUCGAGCCCUGCUGCCGAACCGGUUGCCGAGCCUAGCGUCGUGGGUUCGGAAGCACCGUCGUCGAGUGGGGAGGGUGGUAGGAGGGUGGGUACUGAGGUGAGCAUACAGGACGGGUUGCAGGAGAAGGCAGAUUCGCAGGUACAGCAGCAGCAGCAGCAGCAGCAGCCACCUCAGCAACACCAGAAACAGUCGCAGCAGCAGCAGCAGCAGCAGCAGGAUAAGGUGGUGGUUGCUGAAGAUGUUGCAGCAGCAGCAGCAGCAGCAGCAGCAGAGGCUAGCAAGGGUAGCAGUGUGUCGAACGCAAGCAAUGCUGCCGGUUCUGGUGACGCCAGUCCCGCGGCAAGCACUGUUGCAACCGGCGCCGUCCCCAGUGCCACUGCUAGCAACGUGGCUGCCUCUGUAGGUGCUACUAACAUGUCGACUGCUGGAGAUAUGCCUGGCGCUGCAGUUGCGCGUAGCCCCACUGGUGGUCUGCGCCGGUGGAGUGAUGCCUGCCGGUUUGCCCUUGAGACGAAUCGCCGGCGAGUCUAUGUGCGGCAGUUGCAAGAGCUCGGCUUCCCACUGGGCGAGGCGGCGCAGGCAGUGCUUGUGCACGGGGGCGACCUGGGUGGCUGCCUCAACCACCUGCUCGUGCUGCACGAGUGCUCCUGCCGGCCUUCUGCUCUCUCUGCCUCCACGCCCUCCCCAUUCGUCGAUAUCUCACUCGAGUUGCAAGCACUCUCUGAGAUCAUGUCAGCUGGAUCGCUGCCCCAGGACCUAUUGGAGCAUGCCCUGGUGCUGGCCUCUGGUGACAUCAGCCACGCCCUUCACCUCAUCAUCUCACAUCCGCACGGCCUCCCCUCCUCCCUCCCCUCCACGCAACCCUUCCCCUUCUACUCAUCACCCCUCUCCUCCUCCACCACCACAACCACCACCACUGCCGCCACUGCUGCCACUGCCACCACAACCACUUCCUCCUCUCCUCACUCUUCUCUCCCCCCUCCUCACCCCUUCCUUUCCAACCACUGCAUACCUCAGCAUCCUACUGCCUUCCCUGUUGGUCCCUCUGACCCAGUAUUUGCACAUCUUUCCCGCUCUUCCUCUCCCUCCCCCUCCCCCUCGCCACCCUCUCCCCUCCCUGAUUACACUGUCGCAUCUCCUGCUUCCUUCUCUCAUACCCCCUUCACCACACUCACUCCCACCACCACCCCCUCCUCCUCCGUCCACCAUACAUCUCUCCUCUCUGGUAUUUGGUCCAGCUCAUCGCCGAAUCUCCCGUCUGCUGCCCAUGCCAGCCCCGUACCUCCUCCUGGGUUUGGCCCGAGCCUUAGUGCCUCCCCAGCUCCACUUGGAAACAGCUCCAGCUUCGGUACUCUUGAGACUCCCCCGAACCUCUCCUCGGGCAGUGGGUGGAAUUUCAACGGUCUGCCCGAGCUGAAAUCGCAGCAGCGUGCCGAGCCUGUGGGCGGGUGUGAAGCCACGAGGAAAGUUUAUGUGCCCGAGAGCAUAGGACGGCUGUGGGGAGGGGCAGGAGGAGCAGGCAUGGCAGCACAGGAGGAUUCGCAGUGGUUGUGUGGAGUGAACAGUGACAGGAGCAGUGGCACUGCUAGUGGACUCAGCAGCUGCAGCAACAGCAGCCAUGGCUACUCGCAAUUUUCUGAAGAUGACGGGCUUGGUGAUUCUCUGUUGCUGUUGCCAGGGGAUGAGGAGGAUCUGUUUUCCCGGAUUCUCCCUGGAUUGCUGGGGUAGCUCAACCUGCUCAAGUUUUUGUUGAAACGUGAGGAGAAUGAAGGUGUGCAUGGGGGGAUGCUUGCUUUGAGUGGUACCGGUAUGCUUCGAGUGUGUUAUAAGCUCUCUUCUUUUGGCCCGGCAUCUUGCUGGGCCUGAAUUGGAAAUGGAAUCUUGUGGAAUGUCGCUGCUGUCCUUCUAAAGGGCAGGUCCUGGAGGGAUUUUGGUCUUAAAAUAUUUCAUACGCGCAAAACAAUGCUGCGCUUCUUGCUUGUGUCCAUAAUU